Neolamprologus brichardi is the source of this 2803-nucleotide messenger RNA. RefSeq names its product heparan-alpha-glucosaminide N-acetyltransferase. NCBI's taxonomy places the organism in Eukaryota, Metazoa, Chordata, Actinopteri, Cichliformes, Cichlidae. The record is from RefSeq and is a predicted model, not a curated record.
AUGGAGUCCAGGACGCUGCUACAUGCAAGUCUAACUUUGUUAAUCCUCUUUACCAGCGGCAUCGGAGGACACAUCGAAAAUGGCUCUCAUCUGAAAAUGGAUCAGGCUUUGCUCAUAUUUCAUAACCAGCUGACUGAAGAAGUGCAUGCUUCCUACACAUCAGAUUACUGCUACAAGUGUUUGUUCCAACAUUUGGUCACAGUGAAACCCAACAACAAUAAUGCAUCUGCAAUAAUCAGCACCAAAUUUACUCUGACAGUACAAGUGGAAUCACAAACCAGGAAUGCAACCUUUUGCAGAUGGAGUCAAACGUAUGAGGAAGGUGGUCACUACUCUAUUUGGAUUUACACCCUAGAUGCAAAUAAUUGCAGCUGCACUCAGAUUGUGGAUAGAAGACCAAAUAAUGCCUAUCUGCCUAUUUUGGUGGCAGCACUCCUGCUGGCUGUAAUCGCUCUGUUAUUCGUUGUGAUACCCUACAUCUACAGGAGGCGUUGUACAUCAAAAUUUAUAAAGACUAUUUGCUGCCAAGGCCCACAGCAUUCAGAAGAGAAUGAAGAAUCACAUGCUAGUGAAACUGCGCACGGUGCUGUUCAAGCUAAACCAACACGUCUGCUCUCCCUGGAUACUUUCCGAGGGUUUUCGCUGACUGUGAUGGUGUUUGUGAACUAUGGUGGUGGAGGCUACUGGUUCUUUCAGCACGCACCUUGGAACGGUCUAACUGUGGCGGAUCUUGUCAUGCCAUGGUUUGUGUUUGUAAUUGGGACCUCAGUGGUUUUGGCUUUCAGUUCCAUGCAGAGGAGAGGAGUUAGCCGCCUGCAGCUGCUACGAAAAAUCACCUGGAGAACAGUCGUCCUCUUGCUGCUCGGCUUCUGCUUUCUCAACUACUCUCCCAAAGACGGACCACUGUCCUGGUCCUGGCUGAGGAUCCCAGGAGUGCUGCAGCGUCUGGGCUUCACCUACUUUGUUCUGUCUCUCCUGCAGACUUUCUGGGGCCAGAAAGAAAUCCCACUGACUGCGUAUAACUGGUGGAACCCGGUCCAGGAUAUUCUCCUUUACUGGCCACAGUGGCUGAUCAUCAUCCUGCUGGAGACUUUGUGGCUGUGCUUAACUUUCCUCAUGCCUGUUCCCAACUGCCCCACAGGGUAUUUAGGAGCCGGUGGAAUUGGCGAUAACGGGCUUUACCCAAACUGCACGGGAGGUGCAGCGGGAUACAUCGAUAGGUGGAUGUUUGGUGAUAACAUGUACAGAUACCCCACGUGCAAAGAAAUGUAUCGCACCACACAGCCCUUUGACCCAGAGGGGGUUCUGGGUACCAUCAACUCCAUUGUCAUUGGAUUUCUAGGGAUGCAGUAUAACUGGUGGAACCCGGUCCAGGAUAUUCUCCUUUACUGGCCACAGUGGCUGAUCAUCAUCCUGCUGGAGACUUUGUGGCUGUGCUUAACUUUCCUCAUGCCUGUUCCCAACUGCCCCACAGGGUAUUUAGGAGCCGGUGGAAUUGGCGAUAACGGGCUUUACCCAAACUGCACGGGAGGUGCAGCGGGAUACAUCGAUAGGUGGAUGUUUGGUGAUAACAUGUACAGAUACCCCACGUGCAAAGAAAUGUAUCGCACCACACAGCCCUUUGACCCAGAGGGGGUUCUGGGUACCAUCAACUCCAUUGUCAUUGGAUUUCUAGGGAUGCAGGCGGGGAAAAUUAUAAUUUUCUACAAAAAGAUGAAUAUCCAAAUCCUGUGCCGAUUCCUAGUGUGGACUGUCAUCCUGGGAAUCUCCGCAGCCAUCCUUUCUAAGUGCACGCGAGACGGAGGAUUUAUACCUGUCAAUAAAAACCUUUGGUCGUUGUCCUAUAUCAUGUGUAUGGGCUGUUUGUCUUUCCUGCUGCUGGGAGGCAUGUUCUUCGUCGUCGAUAUCAAGGGCUGGUGGGGUGGACAGCCAUUCAUAUACCCAGGGAUGAACUCCAUCUUUGUGUAUGUUGGCCACUCUCUCCUGGGCUUCUACUUCCCUUUCAGCUGGGAAAUGCGCUUCCAGCAGAGCCACUGGGAGUGGCUCUUUCAAAGCCUGUGGGGGACUGCACUGUGGCUGCUCAUCGCCUACCUGCUCUACAGGAAGAAAUUCUUCCUCAAAAUAUAAGCAGGAUAAUCCCACUUCUGUAGAUUGUAUUAUUUUAUAUUUUCAUUUAAAGGCAGCCUCUAAAGCUAAUUUUAAACUUUUUUUUAAAUUUUACUUUACUAGAGUAUAUUAUAAUCCUUAUUUAUGUUAUACUGGAAUUUAGUACAAUGGAUCCUUACUUUAACUUUCUUCUGAUUGGCUGCUCUUUGUAAAUAGUAGGUGUGGACAGCUGGUGGGCGGAGCUUCCAUGCUCACAGCCAGAGCUGUGUGUGUCUCUCUGACAUCAUGCAGACCUGAUAAUGGAGAAAAACUAUUAGAAGCUCAGAAACAUUAGGGGCAGUCUGAAGCCUGGGCUUUUGGCUCAGGGAUGACGUGUAUGUAUGUUGACCUAAUAUAAUAUGAGCUACUAAAAUUAUUAUGUUUUUCUUUUUAAAAGCACUCUUAUCUGUAAAUUAUAGAUUAUUAGAGCAUCUGUGGGAGUUUAAAAGAGUUUUUAAAAUGAGCUGCUGGUCUAGGCUUAAUUAGUUUAGUUUGCUUUUCUUAGAUGAAAACUUACCACACAUGAUUUUUAUCAAAAGCAAGAUGCAGAGCAGUGUAAAAAAUGUGAAAAUGCUGAUCAGUGAAACCCAUUAAAGCACUGUCCUGUUUCUAAAGAACAUGUCUGACGAGCUGUCAGUGUGGGCAGCUAAGGAUUCAU